AUGGCCCGGUUCUUCAUCCUCACGGCAGUCCUCGCACUGGUCUCCCUCGUCCACGCCCAAUGUGGCGCCGGUACUCCAGAUGCUAGGGUGACUGGCUCAGGCAGUUCGUUCACUGCUACCAGGGGCUCAAGCACCGUCUACACAGGUUCAGACUACCGUGCUGCCAUCCAAGCCGCAAUCGACUCCAUAAGCAGCGGACAACGCGUUUCAGUCAUCGCCUCGGGCUCCAUCGGUGCGAACACCAUUACGAUCGGGAGCGGCAAGACCUUCGAGGGCUGUGGUACUAUCAAUGUCGGCAAUAGGAGUGGGCGCGGUGCUAUCGAGUCGCUGAAUACCGUCGGCACCAAGAUUCCUUACCUAACGAUGACUGGAAACCCAUACUUUGGACUGCGAUUCUACGGCACACGGGACUUGGUACUGGGUCAAAUCACCAUGAACCUCAGCGGUGGACUGGGCAUUCGAUUCGACCGCGACCAAGCAGCGAACUCCAACGUGAAGAUGGACACCAUCCGCGUGACUGGUGCUGGUAGCCACGCGGUCGAGACCUGGAACAUAGAUGGUCUUACCAUCAACCAAGUUAUCGCCCGAAACGUCGGGGAGUCUGGUCUGCUGCUCCAAGCCACCACGAACGCGCAGGUGAACCUAGUCGAUGGCGACAACGUGGGUGCAGGAACCGGUUACGGCACUCUCCGCUUUGCCAACCGCAACGGCCGCAACGCAAACGGAAACUACAACACCAACGUCUAUGUCACCAAGGUCGUCUCCCGUGGUGGUGGCCGCGGUGUCUUCUGCGUCUCCGAGUCUGGAGGUGCUGUCAUCGAGAGUGUCGAUCUCGCGAAUAACGGCAACAAUGCUAUUCUCAUCGAGAACUGCUACAAUCUCUCGAUUCGCGGCGGUACCGUCAAUGGAGGUGGCGAGGUCCGUGUCUCGGCUCGCACGGAGUUCGCCAACACCCGGGACCUCUGGAUCACGUUGCGGGUGGACGGCACCACUGUUCGCGAGUCUCCAUGCGCUGACAACUCCAACUGGACACUUACGGGCAACGGCGCUAGGAACAUUUGUUAA
Molecule: messenger RNA, 1065 nt
Organism: Diaporthe amygdali
Lineage: Eukaryota; Fungi; Ascomycota; Sordariomycetes; Diaporthales; Diaporthaceae
Product: parallel beta-helix repeat protein
Exons: 2
Coding region: 1-1065 (354 amino acids)
Source: RefSeq, a predicted model, not a curated record